GGUAUUCGAACGGACUCGAACUCGCAAGAAUCCGGAAUUUAAGGCUGGCUGCCGGAGUCCGGACUUGUCAGAGUGUGUGUGUAUGUGCGUGUUUAAAGUUCGUGAACUCAGUGAUGAAGUGAAAGUACGUGCGUGCGUGCGUAGAAGAUCAAGCGUGGCUUAAGCUCAAGGAUAGAACUGCUGGACAAGCCGUUUGGCAACGGGUACAAAGUUACGAAGAAGCGUUUUAAGCAAACACGCCACAGCCAACAUGUCCUACAUCGGAAACGCAUCUGACGUUGAGCAGGAGAAAAACCUGACCGAGUACAGGCGGCAGCGGAGUUCCAGCAAUUUGCUACCGGCCGGAUCCAAGGCCGUUAGUAGCUCGAAGCUGUCGGAUGUGCUGUGGAAUGACAAACGUGCCAACCAGGGUAACCAGACGGACGACGAUGACUCCGAGGUCUCGGACAGUGAGAACUUCCUGGCCAAGGGGGCCUUCCUCCUUACACCGUCACACGAGCUUUCGAUGGAUAGAGCUGCGCUGAUUUGCGAAAAAAUGAAUUUCAAAGGUUGUUUUAGCCUUACCAAGACGGCCACAGGAAUAUUAUUUAAAUUUUCUAACCCAGAAGAUUAUCAGGCUGUGUUCAAGAAGGGAUUUCACAAAGUGACGGGGGCACGUUUCUACAAGAAGGUGGCCAUCCCAUGCCGGCCCCAGAAAACUUUUAUGCUGUACGUAUUCGACGUUCCGGAUGAUGUUCCCGUGGAAGACAUACGCCACUCGCUGUAUCGCUUCAACUCGGUCGUCGAGGUCGUUCGGUUGGUAGUGCACUACCAGAAGCAAUCGAAUUCCCAGAACGAUCAGGAACAAAUGCAAGCAGUCCCAGCCACACCGAAGCCCCCGAUGCCGAAGCUAUCCACGGCCAAACCGAUCGAUGAGCAGGACGUGGCCCUGCAGCGGGAAUCGCCCCCGCCGCCGAUCCGCAUUACGCUGGCCUCCAUCGACGAGUACCACCAUCUGCUGCAGAACGGGCUCGACUUUUACGGCGCGACCUUCUUCCCAACGGAACCGACUCUGCCGGCCCAGGCCUCCAAGAUAGCCACUAAGAAAGGAAGUCGCAUGAUAGACGGCUCGAUCCCAGGGCGUGUUCGCGAACUGCUUCCGGUGUUUGACGCGGCCGGUUUCAGCAAGAUUCCGCCGCCGGCUUCCAAGACGAUCAAACCGCGCCCCUAAAAAAAUCAUAAAAUUAAUCGCAAAAAAACAAAA
This is a messenger RNA of Culex pipiens pallens (northern house mosquito), 1243 nucleotides long. RefSeq lists its product as uncharacterized. NCBI's taxonomy places the organism in Eukaryota, Metazoa, Arthropoda, Insecta, Diptera, Culicidae. The record is from RefSeq and is a predicted model, not a curated record. The transcript has 3 exons. Bases 251 to 1210 code for a protein of 319 amino acids.